UAUUAUUGUUGUAAUCUGUGGUUGAUAAUUUUGACAGGUGGGAAGAUAUAACUAGGUAGAAGGAAAUUAUAAAAUACGAAUAUAAUUAUUAUCUUCAAUUAAAUUUAUUCGUUGUCUUUACCUGAGAGUGCAGCAUGGCUAACAGUGGCUCCUACAGCAGUGACCGCACCUCCGCAGCCACUGCUGCCACCACCGAGAACCAGGAUUACUCGGCAGAUCCGGCUUCAGGGGGGUUCUUCCAUUCCGACUAUAAAAAACAUGAUGACCUGAAGCAGAUGUUGGACAGUAAUAAAGAUAGUCUGAAACUAGAAGCCAUGAAGAGGAUUAUUGGAAUGGUUGCGAAAGGAAGAGAUGCGUCUGACCUGUUUCCUGCCGUCGUCAAGAACGUUGUGUCCAAGAACAUCGAAGUCAAGAAGCUGGUGUAUGUGUAUUUGGUGAGAUACGCAGAAGAGCAACAAGACCUUGCCUUGCUGUCGAUAUCCACCUUCCAGAGAGCUCUCAAGGAUCCCAACCAGCUGAUACGUGCGAGCGCCCUAAGGGUCCUCUCCAGCAUCCGCGUGCCGAUGAUCGUGCCCAUCGUGAUGCUGGCAAUCAAGGACUCCGCCUCCGACAUGUCGCCGUAUGUCCGCAAGACUGCGGCCCACGCCAUUCCCAAACUGUACAGUUUGGAUCAGGAGCAGAAAGAAGAGUUAGUCCAUGUAAUUGAGAAGUUAUUGUCAGACAAGACUACUUUGGUUGUUGGUUCUGCAGUUAUGGCUUUUGAAGAGGUGUGUCCCGAGAGGAUAGACUUGGUGCACAAGAACUACCGCAAGCUGUGCAACCUGCUGGUCGAUGUGGACGAGUGGGGCCAGGUCAUCAUCAUCAACAUGCUGACCCGAUAUGCCCGCUCGCAGUUCCGCAACCCCAACUCCGAGGAUGUAGGUGAUGACAAUUCUGAAGACAAGCCAUUCUACGACGACGAAGAUGACGACGAAGAUGGUAAGGUGGCUAAAGGUGACAAAAGCAGGAAGGUCUUGAGUCUGGACCCGGACCACAGGCUGCUUCUAAGGAACACAAAGCCUCUACUGCAGAGUCGCAAUGCUUCAGUAGUGAUGGCAGUCUCCCAGCUGUACCACCACCUCGCCCCGAGAUCAGAGGUCAUCGUGGUGGCGAAGGCCCUCAUACGACUGCUCAGGUCCCACCGGGAGGUGCAGUCGGUGGUGCUGAACUGCAUCGCUUCCAUAUCCACGCUGAGAAAGGGCAUGUUCGAGCCGUUCCUGAAGAGCUUCUUCGUGCGCACCAGCGACCCCACGCACAUCAAGCUGCUCAAGCUGGAGAUCCUGACGAACCUGGCGACGGAGACGAGCAUCUCCGUGAUCCUCAGGGAGUUCCAGACGUACAUAUCCAGCCAGGACAAGGAGUUCGUCGCCGCCGCCAUACAGGCGAUCGGAAGGUGUGCAUCAAACAUCAAGGAAGUGACGGACACAUGCCUUAGUGGACUGGUCGCACUCCUCUCCAACAGAGAUGAAGCAGUAGUUGCGGAGAGUGUCGUGGUCAUCAAGAAGUUGCUGCAGACGCAACCGUCGGAGCACAAGGACAUCAUAGUGCACAUGGCGAAGCUGGUGGACUACAUCACGGUGCCUCAGGCCAGAGCGUCCAUCCUCUGGCUGUUGGGGGAGUACUCGGACAGGGUGCCCAAAAUAGCCCCGGAUGUGCUGCGCAAGAUGGCCAAGGGCUUUAUCUCGGAGGAGGACAUAGUGAAGCUGCAGAUUCUGAACCUUGCGGUGAAGCUCUUCCUCACGAACCCGAAGCAGACCAAGCUGCUGUGCCAGUACGUGUUCAGCUUGGCCCGUUACGACCAGAACUAUGACAUUCGGGACCGCGCCAGGUUCCUGCGCCAGUUCGUGUUCCCGUCCUGUGGCAUGGAGAACUCCUACCUGGCCAAGCACGCCAAGAAGAUAUUCCUCGCCACCAAGCCAGCUCCUGUUCUUAAGUCCAAGUUCAAAGACAGGGAGCAGUUCCAGCUGGGGUCCCUGUCGCACUACAUCAACGCCAGGGCCAUGGGCUACCACGACCUGCCGCCCUUCCCCGAGGUGGUGCCGGACUCCGGCGUGCGAGACGUGGAGAUGCCGGCCCCCGUGGCCGAGCCCCGCGGCAAGAAGACCCAGGUGAAGAAGCGCUCGUUCUACUCCUCCGAGUCCGAGCACAGCUCCGCGCCAGAAGAUUCUGAUGAAGACUCAUCUGAUGACGAUGCAGAUGAUGAUGAAGAUAGCUCAGAAGAAAGCAGUGAGGAAGAGAGUGAAGAGGAAAGUGACAGUAGUGAAAAUGAAACAGAAGAAGAGGAUAAGAAAGACAAGGUAAAGGUCAUGAAAAACAAGAUAAUACUGUUGAAGGAUGCAAAGUCGAAACCAGAUGGAGAAAGUUCUGUCGACAACUCUGAAUCGUCUGAGGAAGAUGGCGAUUCCCCGGAGGAAGACAGCGAAGAAGAAUCGUCUGAGUCGUUUACGCAGAACAAAAAGAAAAAGCCAGACACCUACAAAUCAGACACUCCGCAAGGGAAGAGCAACUUGGAUCUGCUGCUGGAACUUGAUGAAGUGCCGCCAACCAUAACACCGGUGAUGACACCUUCAUUUGGUGGCUUCCUGACUCCUGCGACCCCUGUCACUCCUGUGUCGCCAAUGUCGAUACAGGCGACCAGUGCCAGCUACAUUCCUCUGACGGCAAAAGAACUGGUGAAUAAGGUAUCUGGUCGAGGGCUGAGUGUUUCAUCGAGGUUCACACGCUCCACCCACUUGUUCUCACCCACUAUGGUCUCCAUAGAGCUGACGUUCACCAACCACAGUUCUGAAGACAUCACAGACAUAAGGACUGGGAAGAAGGAAUUGGGCCCAGAGAUGGCGAUGCACGACUUUGCUCCCAUAUCGUGUCUGGCGGUGAACGCCAGCCUGCCCGGCGUCAUCGGAGUGGACUUCCGGGACUCCACGCAGCCCGUGAGCUUCCACAUCCUGAUGGGCGACGACGGGCGGAGCUGCAGGGUCACGCUGAAGCCCGCGGUGGGAGAGCUCCUCCAAGCUGUCACGAUGCCAGAGGCCAUCUUCAUCGCUGAGCAGAACAAACUUCGAGGAAUGAACGAACACAGUUGUGUUGUGCCACUGAUGCCCGGAUGCGUUAACCAGAAGUAUAUUUGCCAGAGAGUGUACGAAACUGCCAAUGUUUCUUCAAUUUCAAGUUUGGACCCACUUUCUCUGAGGUUCGCAGGACAGAGCCUGUCAUCCAAGUCUUUGGUCCUGGUCACCGUCACGCUGCCGGGCGAGACCGCUCCCGAUCACGUCACCGUUUCAGUCAACUGCGAGAAGAUGGUCAUUGCGUCCAUGCUGCUAAACGAGAUAAAAAGCCAUUUGCGCAGCUAGUUCAUUGUUGCACAUAAUCAGCCCACCUCCUUCCUGGUGCACAUUUAGUGAUCUUGAUUCUGUUAACUAUCAUUUCAUAAAAUGGCUAAUGUGUGCUGAAGGUUGGCUUUGCUAUAUGAAAGUUUACAAAUGCAUGUAGGAUGAUGCAAAAGUUAGUUGCGUCAAUUAUGAUGGUGUCAUUAUAUACUUAAGAAUGCAAUAACUAGGUAUCUUCAGGUCACAAAAGUCACAAAAAAAAACAGUAAAUCCGAAGUCACACAGACAGCUAUGCUAUGUUCGCGAUAUUCGCUCUGUUUGCUAUGUAGCUGCUCCAGGAUAGUCUUGUUCAUGAUGUCGGAGAGACGCAUGCCAUAGGAUUCAAGUGAUGAUUCCAACGAUGAUAAUAUUCUGCUGGCUCUUACAGUAUGUAAAAUUUUAAAAGAAAUGGGUUUGUGAAAUAAAAAUAAAUGAAUCUAAAGAAUGUCAUCAUUUGAUGAAGCAGUUGCUUGUGAGGAGGAAGCCAAAAUUAUGCAUUCCCUUGAAAUCAAAUCCCAGGCAUUAUCCUGCAUAUCCGGCUUUCUAUAGUCUUAUAUCAGUUUAUUCCAUAAACAUGGACAUUUUCGUACUCCUUCAAUAAAAUGUUCCGUUGAGAUGAUACUAAUUUAAAGCAAACGCAGAAGUACAGCACAAUUCUGCACGAAGUCGCGACGUUUUAGCAAAAUAGCAGAGAACCAAACACCUGGUGACGUUGCCAACAUAGCAAACACAUCUUUGUGUGGCCAGUCCAGUGGCGGAUCCAGAGGUUCACCUCGGAGGGGGCACUCUAGGAUUUCAGAAUAACCAGAGAAAAAAUGUCUUCAAAUUACUAAAUUUGUAUUUAAUCUACUCACACUACACAUAACAUCCAACCACCAGAUUUUAUGAUUAUACCAGAAAUUCAUUAAUUAUAAUAAAAUAUUUUAUUGGUUCCAGAAACAAUCAUUUUUGUCGGCAAUAUUAUUGUAACUGACAACUGGUUUUAUGGGAAGGGGGGGGGGGGGGGGGGGCACUUGCCCCUGGUGCCCCCCCUUGGAUCCGCCACUGGGCCAGUCACACCUGAGAUGCAGCUGGCUAUGUUUUACUCACCUCGCAAACAUAGCGAGCAUGGCGCCCUGUGUGGCCGUUGCUUAACUGUGCUGGAGGUCAGGAAACUUUAAUUUCCAGCAGACUUUUUCGCAUUUUGUUUAUAGUUUCACAUUAAAUAUAAUUAGUUGGAUACUGGCCACUUAAAUCUGUAAUCAAAUUUACCUGACCAAAAUCCCAAAAUCUCAAAUUUCCCUAUUUAGUUAUUUUAAUAAUUUACCUAUUUCGCCAUUUUCUAAAUAAAGAAACCCCAGCUUCCACUUUUCCCCUUCCCCAUAGCUAGUUCUCUGUACACCUUUAUUCAAACAGAACCUUUCAGUCGCCAUUUUAUGGCAUGUAUGAAUAUGCACUAAAACGCCAUCUGAAUAAAAAAUUAUUUCACAGACUUGGGUGAUUGCAGACUUGAGCAUAACAUUCUCAAAUUUCUAUGAGUUUAUCAGAAUUUCAUGUAAAUUCCCUGACUUGCCCUGACAAAUUUCAACAUCCCUAACUUUCCCAGAAUGUGGACAGCCGGUUAAAUUGUGUGGAAAGUAUCUCUGAAAAGUUUUCAGUUUUCUAACAAAAAAAUUGCUACAUUCCUGAGAAUAGAAGAUUUAUUUUGUACUGUGUUUGGUUUUUAUGUAUUUUUAAAAAUGAUCCUUAGGCAUAAAAAAUAGUCGUAAGAAACUUUUAUUUAAAUGUCCUGAAAAUGUUUUGAAAUUGGGUCACCAGGUAUUUCUAGACAACCUGGUUAAAUGAUUAAUAUUUUGAUUUUGCACUUUUAAGAUUUGACUGCUGUGCACUUGGUGUAUGCCAGAAUAACCUUUAUUUUUGGACCUAAUCCAGCUAUGCUGUCUUGAGUCUUUCACUGUACUCUUAAUCUUCCAGAAUGAAAAUUAUUAAGUAUGUACAUGAAGGCCUCGUUCACUCUGUGGUAGUGACUUUCUGAAGUUUCUUUCAAAAUAUCUACUGUCACAAAUAACUAGCAAUGUAAGUCAUGUGAUAAUGAAACUUGCAAUAUCAAGCUAUGAUAAUUAAUAAAACUCUUGUAAAAGAUGUCUUCACCAUGUAUUAAUUAGCUCAAUGUAAACUAUGUUUACUUCAAAAAAUUACACAAAUUAAAAAAAAAAUAGAAGAAUUAUAUUUUUUUCACUGAAUAGUGGUUAAAUGUGUUUACUCCAUCAGAAAAAACUUUACAAAACAUUUGCAUCUUUCCUAAUUGCUGCAAGCAAAUUGCUGAGAUUAUCAAAGGGUGUAUCUUCUCAUUUCCCUGUAAUGUGUUGUAUGUCUAUAUUCCUAAGAAAUUUACACGUAUGUAGUACAUAAUUAAUAAAUAACAACUUUAUUUAGACACGCUUAAUAAACGAGGCACUUUGUUUAGCAACAGAAUAAAAAUGUAUUUUUAUAAUAUUUUAGCUUUGUUACAUCAAAUACUACAUCAAAGUAAAAGAUGGACUAAUUUUAUUACAGAAAAACUAAUGCCAGAAUUUUUUUUAAUAAACAUGGUCUGCCUGCUAACUAUAUUAAAGUUAGCAUGGUGGGCUGCACUGACAAGAGAAGUUGAAAGUUAAUGUGUAUGUGUGAAGAAAGAGAAAUGUUAAGUAAAUAUGGUAUAAAAUAAUUAUACGAGUGUGGUUAUAUGUUCUUAGCCAGUGUGGAAAAUAUUAUCUGUUUUUGUUUUUAUAGAAAAGUGUAGUUAGUUGUAACUAGGCAUGUAAUUCAGUGUGAUUUUCGAAUCCAUUCCACUUUCCCUCUCACUGCGUAAUGGGAGCCAGGACUCUGGCGACUAGCCUGGUUGAGGCGCGGGCCAGGCAAAAGGUCUUGGCCUAGGCAAUGGCUUGCAGGGCGGUCUAGGUGCUGCACCACGCCUCCGGUGGCCUCAUGGGUGGCACAAGGGCAGGCACCUGCAUCAGUCUUCUCCAAUAGGUGGAGGGGCCUGGAUACCUGGGCAACCCGUGGCCAACCGGACCUUUGAGUACCUCUUUGGCGGAGUCAGUGGUAGUCGGGAUACCAGUGAGAACUCCCUCCAGACAGGAGGCGGGGUCCUCUCCCAGGCUCCAGGUCACUGGGGUGGCUCAAACUGGGGCCUCGAGGGCUGCGGGGGUGCUGCUGGUCUCAUUUGUUGAAGCUGCAUGUUGGCAGGGCUCCCCUCGUUGGCCAACCAGGCUAGGGGGGCUUCCCGCUUCUUUACUCUUCUCCGGUUGCGAUCUUGCAUAAGGCCAGGCUGGGUGGUGCGAAAGGAAGUUGCAGCGUGCGGUGUACUGUGGUUAUUGUUCCUGACAGACCACCCCAUCCUCAGGCGUGACUGUUUUCCCGGCAGAGCAAUGUCUCUGAGUACUUUCAGUCAUGUCCAAGCGUUCGGGGUGUGGCAACUAUGGCGACAGAUCCGCAGUGGGUUUUUUUUUCCAAGCGGGCCAUAUUGCUGGAUAGCCUGGCCACUGAGGAACCAUUCCACUGCUGUGUCAGUGAGGUACGAGGCAAGAUGUGAGUGACUCAGGCUGUUUUACCUGACUUGUCUCUCGAGUCAGUAGGGUGCCGGAAAAGGGCCUUGGAGGGUUUACAAGGCAGACAAAUGGUAGAGUUAGAGGUAAUUCCCUAUGGAACAGAAAGGUGUAAAGUCAGUGGCAGGUGUUUGUUACAAUAUAACACACCUGCUUCCUUCUGGUAAGCUUUUUAGAGGAUUGCCCUAAAGUGCCCAAACUGGUUCUACUCACGACCGAUGACGUCAAUGGGAGGAGCAUCUGGAGGCGGAAUCCAGGGCGGCAGGCGAGAGCACAAGGGGUGCUGUGAGGCCCACUGCCCCAGGAACACUCAACAUUUACUGCCCAAGAGCUGCCUUUUAUACCAUCCUUGCCGGAGGGAGGGUGUAGGACAAACUGUGGAAAGAGGGAAGGGCUUUGGUGGCAGUCUGCAGUGCUCGGGUGGACUAGGCUCACCCCUCUUUCCAAGGCUCUGGAGCGGUGGCAAGCAGCCGUUUGUGGGGUGAAUUUCCAGCCUUGUCCCAUGCAUAUAAUGGGCAUUACAGCUGGGAAUUGGCAUCGGGCCCUUUUGAGGGGACCCGGGCAUACGACAGAGUAAUGCAUUAUUGAUAUGCAAAGAAAUGGCUUCAUAGCUAUGAGUGUGUAGUAAAAUAUGUAUUGGUUAGAUCUGCCAUGUAGUUCUCUUCCUUAUAGUAAGUUAACAUAUUCUCUGUGAUUUGAUUAUAAAUUUAUUUUUAAUUUUGUUUUUUUUAUGUUCAUGGAUGAGUGGCAAUUGUGAUGUUUUACUGCAUGAAUUAAAUAAAUGUUACC
This is a messenger RNA of Bacillus rossius redtenbacheri, 7759 nucleotides long. It is a transcript of the gene rb, whose product is annotated as AP-3 complex subunit beta-2. Bases 135 to 3389 code for a protein of 1084 amino acids. Gene Ontology annotation, cellular component: membrane coat; AP-3 adaptor complex. The transcript is spliced from 21 exons. NCBI's taxonomy places the organism in Eukaryota, Metazoa, Arthropoda, Insecta, Phasmatodea, Bacillidae. The record is from RefSeq and is a predicted model, not a curated record. Gene Ontology annotation, biological process: vesicle-mediated transport; intracellular protein transport.